Messenger RNA from Capsicum annuum, 1473 nucleotides. Its product is annotated as histone H1. NCBI's taxonomy places the organism in Eukaryota, Viridiplantae, Streptophyta, Magnoliopsida, Solanales, Solanaceae. The record is from RefSeq and is a predicted model, not a curated record. Gene Ontology annotation, molecular function: structural constituent of chromatin; double-stranded DNA binding; nucleosomal DNA binding. The transcript is spliced from 2 exons. The coding region runs from base 346 to 1215 and encodes 289 amino acids. Gene Ontology annotation, biological process: chromosome condensation; negative regulation of DNA recombination; nucleosome assembly. Gene Ontology annotation, cellular component: nucleus; nucleosome.
UUCCAACAAGUUGAAAAAUGCAAUCCAUAAUGAAUCCCAAUCCCUUGUCUUGGUCGCCUACCGGUCAAUACCGUUGAUAAAAAAUUAAUCUAACGGCCUACAUUUAAAAUUUGGAAAAUGUAUCAAUCCGCGUCGAAUGGCUCUCGACCAAUCAGAUUUGAGAUUUUGGAUAUGACUCCUUUUACUCUCACUAUUUAAAGCUUCUCAUUCUCCUUUGCUCCUUCACAUCUCAUAGAAAGAAAUCUCAGUAGAAUCUCCAUCUUGCAGAUCCAUUUCUUCUUUCCCAUUUUUCCGCCCCCAGAUCCUCCAUAAACCCUAACCCUAGUUUCAGUUUUGUGCGUUGAAAUGGCCACUGAAGAGCCAGUUGUUGCUAAUGAGGUUGUUGAUGAACCGGCGGUUGCUGAACUGGCUAAGGCGGAAGAGAACCCACCAGCUAAGUCUGCAAAAUCGAAGAAGGAACCUAAGGCUAAGAAGCCUGCUGCUCCAAAGAAAAAAACGGCCCCUGCUCAUCCCCCUUACUUUGAGAUGAUUAAGGAUGCGAUUGUGACGUUGAAGGAGAGGACUGGAUCGAGCCAGUAUGCUAUUACAAAGUUUAUUGAGGAAAAGCAGAAAAAUCUUCCACCAAAUUUCAAGAAAGUGUUGCUGAAUCAGUUGAAGAGGGUUGUUGCUUCGGGGAAACUGGUGAAGGUGAAAAGCUCCUACAAGCUUCCAUCGGCUUCUAAGCCGUCUGCUGCUGCUGCUGCUACUCCAGCGAAGAAGAAGCCUGCUGCAAAGGCAAAGCCCGCUACCAAGGCUAAGCCCAAGGCAAAGCCUUCUGCUAAGGCAAAACCGGCUGCAAAGGCCAAGCCGGCUGCUAAGGCAAAGCCAGCUGCUAAAGCUAAGCCGGCUGCUAAGGCUAAGCCUGUUGCCAAGGCGAAAUCUGCUGCUAAGGCUAAGCCAGUUGCUAAGGCAAAGCCUGCUGCUAAGCCCAAGGCUACUGCUGCUGCUAAAACCAAAGCUGCUCCUGCCAAAGCAAAGGCUGCUGCUAAGCCUAAGCCAAAGCCGAAGGAGAAGAAGCCAGCCAAGGUUGCAAAAACGGCUACCAGAACCACUCCAAGCCGGAAAGCUGCACCAAAGGCUACACCAGCCAAGAAGGAGCCGGCUAAGAAGACACCUGCGAAGGCCGUGAAGUCACCAGCGAAGAAGGCUACUACCACAAGAAGGGGAAAGAAGUAGAAGCGGAGGAUUUGUGUGUAGGGGUAGUUCUGUAAAUUUCCUGAAUCUGGGUGGUUGAUUUGGGUGUUUUGCCCUUGGGGAAGAAGCUAUAGAAAAUCCAGCUUAUUUUUCUCUUUUCUAAGCCUUGUUCUACAGUUGUUUAGAUCUUAAUUUUUUUUCCUUUUUUUUUUUUAAUUCCAUGUAGGGAUUUGGUGGAACAGUUCUAUUUCUGUACUGAUAUGUCAUUCUGGUUAUGAGAACUUGGCGUUUAUGCCCUUA